This is a messenger RNA of Pelagomonas calceolata, 798 nucleotides long. NCBI's taxonomy places the organism in Eukaryota, Pelagophyceae, Pelagomonadales, Pelagomonadaceae. The record is from the annotation of a GenBank genome assembly.
GUCAGUACAUGUCUUUACCCGCGUCGAGCAGCCCCCAGAGCUCCUCGGCGACCUCGAAGGGCGUCUUCGUCGUCGUGUCGAUGCGGAAGCGCUUCACGCAGUGCGCGUCGUCCAAAUGGACCGACCCGGCGAUGACGCCGUCGCCCGCGUCCGGCGCCCAGGCGAUCUUCGCAAUGUCGCGAUACAGCGCGACGGCGUUCUCGAGGACGCGCAGGCCGGGGCUCGUCGCCCGCUCUUCCGCGACGGCGAUUGAGGAUUCCUCCGAGGCCGGCGCCGACGCGAGCCGCUCGCGCUCGAGGUCCGCCAUCUCGGCCGUCAGCCGCAGGUACUCGGAGCCGUCGCCGCUCGCGCGGCGGCCCGCGUCCUUGGUGCGCGAGCGCAGGUCCUCGAGGCGCUCGGCGGCAUCCUCGGCGGCCGGCGUGGUCGCGGCCUCGUUCUCGGGCGCCGCCGGCGGUUCGACUCGCGCUGUCUGGCGCUGCGCUUUCGCCGCGUCGUCGAGCUCGCGCUGGGUGCGCCGCGUGUCUUCGCGGGCUUCGGCCAGGAGCCGCCGCACGGCCUCGCAGCGCGCGCGGAGUUUGGCGUCCUGUUCGGCGAAUGUGUCGUCGAUGGUUGUUACGGUCAUUGUUUGUCCACCGGCGGCCAGAGCCUGUUUUUUUUUUUUUGAAUUUGUAGGGCUGGAAUGCGUUUCCCCAGGACUGCUCUUUCGUGUGCUGUCGCACGGGUCGUCUGGAUGCUCGAGAUGCUGGCUUAUUGCGUCAGCGGAGGUUUUGGCGCCGAGCGCGGGCUAAAAAACGCGGC